Trypanosoma cruzi is the source of this 2274-nucleotide messenger RNA. RefSeq lists its product as uncharacterized. Gene Ontology annotation, cellular component: BBSome; membrane; motile cilium. The coding region runs from base 1 to 2274 and encodes 757 amino acids. The transcript has a single exon. Gene Ontology annotation, molecular function: protein binding. NCBI's taxonomy places the organism in Eukaryota, Euglenozoa, Kinetoplastea, Trypanosomatida, Trypanosomatidae. Gene Ontology annotation, biological process: non-motile cilium assembly. The record is from RefSeq and is a predicted model, not a curated record.
AUGUCUGCGCAAACAAACUACUACGCCAUGAGGCCUGCAUUUGAGCUGCAGCUGAACACACCGCUUCUGGAAGGACUGGCGACGAUUGGCCGCUUUGAUGGAAGGACUCCAUCGCUUGUUUGUGCCACGACCACGCAGCAGCUCGUUAUUCACACAAGUAAGAGUCAUGAAACGGUGGCUCAAAAGGGUGGAAGCGCGGCGCUAAACUCGGCGUCUUCCUUGCGCACAUUGAGCUUUGGUAAAACGCCAACAGCGUUGACGGUGGGCCGUGUGCAGGAUGCGGGUAACAGGAAAGGUGUUGAUGCCCUUUAUUUUGGUUCGGCCACGUCAUUGCUUGCCUACGAUGUAGAGAGGAAUAGCGAGUACUUUUAUAAAAACAUGGAGGAUGGGGUACAUGCGAUGACGUGGGGGGUUGUGAACACCGUGAAGGAGUCUACCGGCAACGGCAAUCCGAUACCAUUAGUCAUAGUGGGGGGGAUUUGCACAAUCAAUGGAUUUGACGAGAGUGGAACUGAGAUGCUGUGGACGGUGACGGGCGACCAGGUCUCGGCACUAGCGCUUAUGCCGUGGGGCGCAAGCAAUAACCGCGGUGAAAGCAGUAUUAUUUCUCCAGCUAUCAAUCCGAGUGAUGCUCCCCUAUCGUUAGUAGCGGCCUCGGAGGACUUUGAGUUGCGUGUGUUCGACGGGGAGGAGACUAUUGCCAGUAUUGUGGAAGUAGAGAAGGUGAACCAGCUUGUAUACAGCGGCAUUCCGGGUCGUUUUGCAUACUUAUCCGCCAAUGGCACCGUUGGCGUGUACGACCGGACCGAACGUGUUUGGCGUGCCAAAGGGAAACACCGACCUGUUUCCGCUGCCUUCUGUGAUGUGGACUUUGACGGCGUGCCAGAGCUUAUCGUGGGGUGGAGCAACGGGCGGUUGGAGGUUCGUGGCGAUGAUGCGGAAAAGCGAGGCGUACUGUUCAAAGAUACGUACGCGGCCCCAGUAAGCGCCGUGCUUGCGUACGACUACAGGCAGAAUGGACAGCCACUUCCUGUUAUCUGCACGGUCGACGGAACAGUACGUGGCCUGCAGCUGGCGAACGUCAAGGAAGGGGAGGAGAGGCAAUCGGUAAUGCGAAGUCAGGGGGCAUUUAGGCUGGACACCCUGCUGCGGGAGAAGCAGGCGUUGGCAGCCGAACUUGCCAUUGUGGAAGAACAGCUAGCUAGACAGCGCAGUGGUGACACGGAUGUGACGUUGCCGCAAUUGGGUACGGUGGUCCGUCAUAAUUUACUUCCAAACCCAAAGACCGGGCAGCUGGACAUUGUCUUUGUGGUGCAAAACGGCCAUCUUGACACCAUCAUUCAGGGCUGUAUUCUCCACAGCGAGACCUUGUUUCCCGGCAAGGAAUACGCCUUUUUUACGGUCGCAGAUCCCUCAACGACUCUCGUUUGUCCCGUUAAUAUUGAACGGUGUGUCGAGGCGCGUGUGACGGCUUCUGUUAUGGUUGGUGCUACGAACGCCGAAAAUUAUCAACUUUACGAACUCUCCUUAGAUAUUCCCAAGUUUGUCAUGUAUCAACAUUGGGAAAGGGACCAGGCGGUGCCAUUCAAAGAACCGGCGGGUUAUGUAACACUUCACUUACCGAAGGAAUUUUAUUUCCCACAUUUGGGAGCAUGGCUGGAGGAGACUUUUUCUCUUUCAAGUACCCCUGCAAUGAGUGGCGAUUUUUGUCUGGCAUUUCUGGAUAUGCGGAAUGGUCAUAGAUUGGUGAUCCAGGGAAAAGCGGAAAUUCGCGAGCUACAGAUCUACGGGGAAACAAUGGAAAUAUGUGGGGACGUGGUGGAAAGCCUGGGGGUGGCGGGGGUGGAUGAAGCCACGGCGGUCUGUCAUUUCCCUGCCGAGUUCCAGGAGCUUCAGGCAGCUAUUCAUUCCGUGGAGGCAUUCAAUGCGGUCCGUCUGAAGUUGACCAGCAGCAUGGCAGAUGCCGCUGCAGGUGUGAAGCCGCUCCUCACCCGUGCAGAGGACUCUCGGCUGAUGUCGGACAUCACCAACAUGCGGCGGUUGUACGCACAGCUCUACGAUCUCAAUAAGGAGCUGAUCGCUGAGAACAUGAAGCGGUGCAACAACUACGGCGAGCUGAAAGCAGCUCUGAAACAACUCAACGCGUACAUCAUGAGGGCAGGGAGACUACGAAUUGGGCAGGCCAAGACCCGACUCAUUUCAGAUUGUCGCGACGCCGUGAAAUUCGGGGACACCCGAUCGCUCUUCAGUCUCAUACGCACCGGCCAGAAAUGA